AUGGUUGAAUCACCUUCAGAUAGGCCUCCCUCCAUCAUCGUUCACCUAAUACGCCAUGCCUCGUCAAACCACUUGGAAGGAGGACUUGACUUUGGCUUGUCUUCUAAAGGAGAACGCCAAUGUGACGAGCUCUACGAAAGUAUGCGAAAACACGCAGGCUAUAUUACUCAUAUUUUCUGUUCGCCUAUGAAACGCUGCUUAGAAACUGCUCGAAAGGGUCUCCUUGAGGCGACGAACAGGGGCACCAGGAUCCAAAUCAUGCCUGCUCUUGCCGGUCGGAAUGGCCAAGCACCCUGGAAUUUACGAGAGGAAAACCAGGAAAAUGAUAUCAGUGGUCCCUGGGUCAGUGAGGUAGCAGAUCCUAGGUCAAAGUCCAAGGAUGCUGAUUUCGUUAUGAAAUGGUUGACAGGGAAAGAUUUGUCUGUGCAAGCAGCUCAAAAAGUGUUGGAGGUUGUGGUUGUGAGCCAAGCUCAACUAUUGAACGAUUUAUUAUGGAAAUUGAAAGGAGGUAAUCAUGGCUGGCCCAAUGCAACGAUCGUCACCUAUAUUCUAGAUCGUGACGGAAAGUGGACUCAUUGUCGGCUCCAGAAGACUAUUGAUAAACAGAGAAAUUCUCAACAAGAUUGGAAAAAACGAAUUGUAGAAGCAGCUCAUGAAGAGCAAAGAAAACGAGAGGAAAAAACCAAGAAAGAGCAGGCAGAGAAAUUGGACAAACAAAAGCGGGAGUUAUUGAAGACACAAGAUUUCAUGCUCGUGGUUGAUCGCGAAACCGAUGAAAUCGUUACAUUCGGGAGGUUCCAAGAACUACUUAAGGAGCGAUAUGCAAAAGAAUUCUCAUCAGCAGCGGAGCCUGUUGUAAAGAAAGCGAAGCCGGUUGAAAGGAAUGGUAACAAAAAGCCCGUUGGAAAGAAACCGAAGCCUGUUGCGAAGAAAUUGAAGCCAGUUAAAGGGAAAGUGAAAGCGAAGGCUGCUUUAGAGAAAUCCGAGCCUGUUGCCAAGAAAAGAAAACGAGGAUGA
This is a messenger RNA of Botrytis deweyae, 1017 nucleotides long. RefSeq lists its product as uncharacterized. The transcript has 4 exons. The record is from RefSeq and is a predicted model, not a curated record. Lineage: Eukaryota; Fungi; Ascomycota; Leotiomycetes; Helotiales; Sclerotiniaceae. The coding region runs from base 1 to 1017 and encodes 338 amino acids.